AGCGGGCGCGGCUGUUUACAGGUCCGGCAAGUUGCGUGUGUCUGCGAUAAAAAGACAUCUGAGGACAUCUGCAAGGAUGUGGCCGCUUUGGGGACUGGACCUGAACCGGGUGCGCUGUGACCUGCUCUUCACAGAAGCCAUCAACCAAAGGAUGCAGGUUCCCAACAGGCUGAAGGUGGCAGAGAGCUGCAGCCCUGGGGACAGGAGGACAGGGACAGAGGAUGUCCCUGCCUCCUUUCGGAUGCACAUCCCUGAUAGGAUUUCUCUGGCAGAGAUAUCAGACACCAGUUUGAGGCCAGUCGUGCUGACCCAGCCAAGGAAGGUCCCCUCUGUGGUGGUGCAUGUGUCCCCAGACCCCUCUGGGGACGUCCCUUUGCUGCCCUCAGCCAGCAGAGCCAGCGCACAGCGACGCAAGCGAUCGGGCCAUCACAGCACCAGGUCACGGAGGGACAGGACCAUGAGUGACUGUGCCCAGCUGGCCUUGCACAACCCAGGACAGCAGCACGAGGGGCCAGACUCGUGUCCCCUGCCUGCUCCCAGUGUCCCACUCCCCUUCCUCACAGAGGCAGGCAGGAUCUACUCCAUGCAGAACAUCUUCCAGACCAUGUACCUCCUGGGCCAGGUGCUCUUCCACCGUGUCCAGGACUCUCUGCGAGACCCAGCACAGUCCAGCGCCCAGGAGCCCAUCCCAGCUGCAGAGAGCGCCUUGGAGGAGGCUGGGGUGACAGAGGUGGCAGUGAUGAGAAGGCAGCUGGUGAGGAUCUCGGGGAGGCUGCGUGUGCUGGAGGAGCAGUGCCAUGCCUGGAGGCAGAAGGAGGCCCUGCUGUACUCUCUGAUGAUCUCUGCUUGCCUCUUCAACACGUGGCUCUGGCUUAGAAGAUGACAGCCCCUGGCCAAUCCCCCCUGCUCACCCUGGCAGAGUGGGUGAGGGCAGGCAGAGGAGCAUUUCUCAUGUAU
Sturnus vulgaris (Common starling) is the source of this 957-nucleotide messenger RNA. RefSeq names its product mitochondrial fission factor homolog A-like. Gene Ontology annotation, biological process: positive regulation of mitochondrial fission. The record is from RefSeq and is a predicted model, not a curated record. Lineage: Eukaryota; Metazoa; Chordata; Aves; Passeriformes; Sturnidae. Gene Ontology annotation, cellular component: mitochondrial outer membrane; peroxisome.